Molecule: messenger RNA, 1632 nt
Organism: Puccinia triticina
Lineage: Eukaryota; Fungi; Basidiomycota; Pucciniomycetes; Pucciniales; Pucciniaceae
Exons: 11
Coding region: 1-1632 (543 amino acids)
Biological process (GO): endoplasmic reticulum to Golgi vesicle-mediated transport; Golgi localization; retrograde vesicle-mediated transport, Golgi to endoplasmic reticulum
Cellular component (GO): cytosol; COPI vesicle coat
Source: RefSeq, a predicted model, not a curated record
AUGGUGGUUUUGUCGGCUUCGAUCGUCACUAAGGGUGGAAGGCCUGUGAUUUCAAGGCAAUUUCGAGAAUUUCCACGUGCACGCUUGGAAUCACUACUAGCCACCUUCCCCAAACUCAUCCCGCCCUCCUCCCAACACACGGUCAUCGACGAUCCGACCUCAGCGAUCCGCUACGUCUACCAGCCCUUAGAGGACCUAUGGCUGGUCAUUCUCACCAAUCGACAGAGCAACAUCUUACAAGACAUCGACACCCUCCAUCUGCUCUCGAGGAUCGUCUCGGACUUCUGCCGCGGAACGGUCAGCGAGGCUGAGGUCCUUGCCAGGAGCUUCGAGGUCCUCAGCAGCUUCGAUGAGGUCGUCUGUAUGGGCUACCGAGAGAAGAUCGACUUGAAUGGGAUCCGUAGCGUCAUGGAGAUGGAGAGUCAUGAAGAAAAGAUUCAAGAAAUCAUCGCCAAGAACAAAGAGCAAGAGGCCAAGGAGGAGCUGAAGCGCAGGGCCAAACAACUAGACUCGCAGCGUCGUGAAGCACUCAAACGUGGCCAAUCGGAUGUCUACUCAACCGGAAUGGGCUCAGGAGGUGGCUACGAUCGACCAUAUCAGCCUUCGCAGCCAGCCGCGCCUGUGGUUCGAGAAGACCCAUACUCAAGUCGAACAGCCGUCGCCGCCAAACCAUUCAAAACAAAGGGAAUGCAGCUCGGUAGUAAAAACAAAUCUCAAGGCGUCUUGGGAGACGAAUACUCUGCACCAGGCCCUUGGCCUCCGGUCUCUGUCGUUCAGAGCUCGGAACCCGUGGCCCAGCCUAGCAGUGCUGCGCCAGCUUCGGCAGCCAAAACAGCAGAUCUGAAUCCAUUUGCGCCAGAGACACAGGAAAACAUUCAUCUGGUCCUGCGGGAGAAGCUAUCGGCAGAGCUUGCUCGAGAUGGCGGCUUAGCGCCCAACUCCUCCGGGAUCAACGUCUCAGGUUCCUUGGAGUUGAAGGUUUCUCCAGAGAGCGAGACGAAGAUCUGGGUGACCCUCAACCAUGGCGUGGCCAAGGGUGCAAUUCCCGCCGGGGACAUCCAAUUCAAAACUCACCCCAACGUCGACAAGAAAGCUUGGGCAGACAGUCGCGUGAUCAAGUUGAAGGACGCCGAACGCGGGUUCCCUACUAAGCAGGGAUUGGCCGUCUUGAAAUGGAGACUCACUACUAAGGACGAAACCUUGAUUCCUAUUUCGAUCAAUUGCUGGCCUACCACCAACGAUGAUGGAGGCUGCGAUGUGAACAUUGAGUACGAAGCCGAGAACGAGACCGUGCAGCUGCACAAUCUAGUGAUCACGAUCCCGUUGCCGGAGGGUUCGUAUCCCAAGGUGUCCCAGUGCGACGGGACGUACGAGAUCCGGACCGAGGACAGUCCGGUGCUCCAAUGGAAGAUCGCGGGUGACGAUGAUGGGGUGGCGCCCACUGGGGGCUCCAUGGAGUUCAACUGUCCCGACUCCGAUCCCGACUCUUUCUUCCCCGUCUCAGUCGACUUCAUCUCCCAGAACAUCCUCUCGCAAGUCUCUGUUGUCCAAGUCGCCGCCGUCGCUGGCGAUGAACCUAUUGAAUUCUCUAGUGAUACUCUAUUGUCCACUGAAGAAUAUGCCGUUGCUUAA